Synchiropus splendidus (mandarinfish) is the source of this 5755-nucleotide messenger RNA. RefSeq names its product mitogen-activated protein kinase kinase kinase 21 (gene map3k21). Gene Ontology annotation, molecular function: JUN kinase kinase kinase activity; ATP binding; protein binding. The transcript has 12 exons. Gene Ontology annotation, biological process: protein phosphorylation. The coding region runs from base 761 to 3949 and encodes 1062 amino acids. Lineage: Eukaryota; Metazoa; Chordata; Actinopteri; Syngnathiformes; Callionymidae. The record is from RefSeq and is a predicted model, not a curated record.
UCCGUCUCACAGACGCGGUGGAGUCUGAGUGGCGACGCGGAUGCGGGAGUUGUUUUGAUCCAGCCGGACGGAUUCCCCCUCUCUCCGUCGAGUCUACGCGUCGCUGAGGCGCAUUCAAACAUGCGCCGUGUUAUGUUUCCAGCUUGUGUCCGACGGUCAUCGCCUCUCCGCAGAAGGAAAGUCACCAUGGAGUAACCGGAGGAACUUUUACUAGUUAAAGAAUGACCAAUGCUAGGCUAACGCGUUAGCAGCAAAAAGUUUUGAAGUGCCACACUAACUGCGUUUGACUCUUUUCCGGGUUCCAGAUAUUUGCUUUUUGAAAAGGUUUAGCGCGGAGGAAGUGAACGGCUGACUUGUGUCCGAGUAGCCGGUGCAGGUGCACCUCCCGCGGCACCUGCGGUGGAGCUAAGUUAGCCCGUUAGCAUCCCUUCGAGACUGUGACUAUGUUUUGGGAAAACAUAACCAUUUAUACUUGUUAUUGUGCCGCCUGAGCUUUCCUGUCUCGUUUUAACGCGAGUGGGGAAGCUUUAAUGUAACUUCUCGUGGGUGAUAUUGACCUAGAAAACUGGACGAGGAUAAAGUUUCCACGGCAGGACAUCGGACACGGUUGUCUCGGGCUACGCUGGGAAUUCCCCCGUUUCUUGCCAGCGUGUCUCUCCACUGCACGAACAUGAGGAUUUCAAGAAGUGGUUGCUGGUUGAAAGUUUUCCGUAUGCUCUAAACGCCGUGCAGCCUAUGGUGCCGCUACGACCACCGAGAAAUGGAUGUCUCGCAGGCCGCUUUCCCAAACGGUGAAGGGCGGCCGGGCGGUGAAGGGACCGGGGAGCAUGCUUGGACGGAGUCUCCCUCGGGGCGGGCGUGGGCGCACUCGGCCCCGUUGUGCCCGACUCGGUCUCUGUGGACCGCCGCGUAUGAUUACGAGGCUUGCGGGGAGGACGAGCUCAGUCUCAGGAGAGGCGAAGUGGUCGAGGUUCUCUCGAAGGACGCUGCCAUCUCCGGGGACGAAGGGUGGUGGACCGGCAAGAUCAACCACCGUGUCGGGAUUUUCCCUUCCAACUAUGUCACCUACCAGCCUGCUAUUUACCGUCUCCCCGCCACUAGCGUGGCGACUGGAGUACGAGAGCGAGUCCCGAGGGACCCCAUUCAGAUCCCCUUUAGUGAACUGGUAAUAGAAGAGAUCAUUGGCGUGGGUGGAUUUGGCAAAGUUUACCGGGGCACAUGGAAGGACCAGGAGGUUGCAGUGAAGGCGGCUCGACAGGACCCGGACGAAGACAUCGCUGCGACUUCCUGCAGUGUCCAGCAAGAGGCCAAACUUUUCUCCAUGCUGCAGCACCCCAACAUCAUCAAACUGGAGGGAGUGUGUCUGGAUGAGCCCAACCUGUGUCUGGUCAUGGAGUACGCUCGUGGCGGGACCCUGAACCGUGUUUUGACCGGAAGGCGCAUCCCUCCUCACAUCCUGGUCAACUGGGCCGUGCAGAUCGCACGAGGGAUGCAGUACCUUCACGAGGAGGCCGGGGUGCCCAUCAUCCACCGGGACCUGAAGUCAAGCAACAUUUUAUUACUUGAAAAAAUAGAGAAUGAUGACAUUGGGAGGAAGACGUUGAAGAUCACCGAUUUUGGCUUGGCCAGAGAGUGGCACAAAACCACGAAAAUGUCGGCAGCGGGGACAUACUCCUGGAUGGCCCCGGAGGUCAUCAAGUCUUCGCUCUUCUCCAAAGGCAGUGACGUCUGGAGUUAUGGUGUCUUACUGUGGGAGCUGCUGACCGGGGAGGUGCCCUACCGCGGCAUUGACGGCUUGGCGGUGGCUUACGGCGUGGCGGUCAAUAAAUUAACGCUACCAAUCCCAUCUACCUGCCCCGAACCUUUUGCCAAGCUCAUGGAAGAGUGCUGGGACCAGGACCCACAUGUGCGUCCCUCUUUCUCCUGCAUUCUUGAGCAGCUGUCGGCCAUUGAAGAGGCAGUGAUGGCCACCAUGCCCCAGGACUCCUUCCACAGUAUGCAGGACAACUGGCGCGUGGAGAUUCAGGAGAUGUUUGACGAACUAAGGACCAAAGAGAAGGAGCUCCGAUCCAGGGAAGAGGAGCUGUCGCGGGCGGCCCUGCAGCAGAAGUCCCAGGAGGAGCUGCUGAAGCGGCGGGAGCAGCAGCUGGCCGAGCGGGAGAUCAACGUGCUAGAGAGGGAGCUCAACAUUCUAAUCUUCCAGCUCAACAAAGACAAGCCUAAUGUAAAAAAGAGGAAAGGAAAAUUUAAACGUUCACGCCUCAAGCUGAAGGAUGGGAACCGCAUCAGUCUUCCAUCUGACUUUCAGCACAAGAUCACCGUUCAGGCAUCUCCUUCCAUGGACAAGAGGCGGAGCCUUCACAGCACCAGCUCCUCUCCACCCAGCAGUCCCACACUCAUCCCACGACUACGAGCUAUUCAGCUGACGUCCCAUUUCCAGAGAGACAGUUUGUAUGUUUACCAGCAGGACGUUGAUUUGACCAGCGAGCUCUCAGUCUACUCUGGGAACUCAAAGAAAGUCACUCAAGAUGAGAGCAACCGUACGUGGGGCCGCAGCACCCCCUCCAGGGCGGAGGAAUUCGAUGAUAUGAAAAAGGGAAUCAAGAAGAAAGGACGAACCUGGGGUCCCAGUUCAGUCCAGAGCAAAGAGAGACCUGCAGCAGCAGAGAGAGUGAGACCUCUCUCUGACGGAAGCAACCCUUGGUCCACGAGCCUGGUCAAGUCCCAAAAGUCUGUUCCCCUCGCCGCGCUUUUUUCAGAGCAAGGGGCAUCUGGUAAGGAAGAGGGAUUCUCACCGGAAUGUUGCGACAGCAGCUCCAAACCAAAGCAGCUCAAGUUCCCCAACCAGGUCUACAUCGAUCUACCUCUGUGGCGGGACGAGCAACAGCCUCAGAGCCCCGCUGGUCACGGAGGCCUGGGUGACGCCGGGGUCGGGACCGCAGGACAAGGAGGCUCGCCGGAGAGCCCGGAGGACCCUUGCACCACCACGUCCACCUCAUCGACUUCCACCACGCCUCAGCUCACCCCCACCAACAGCCUGAAGAGGGCGGCGGCCCGCAGGAAGACGGACUCAGCGCUGUAUGGUUGCGGCUCUCUGUUAGCGUCCGUUGUGCUCGGCUACGAUAUCAGAGAGGCCCUGAAAAACUCUGCCGCUGCCGAAGACUGCGAUCCGCAGCGUGAGGAGAAGGAGCAGAAGAAGAAAAAGGAAGGGCUUUUCCAGCGGGCCACCAGGUUCCGCCGCAGCACAUCGCCCCCUACUGGUCGCACUCGCAAAGACGACGUGUCCACAAGCCCCAACAGCAACCAGCCUGUCAAUCUCAUCUCAAUGUCGGCCAUCGUAGAAUGUAACUCUACGAAGUGUCUGUUACAGUCAGAGGCCGAAGUGUCCCAGUCCAGCCCGGAGAAGGCGGAGCUUGUGGUCGCCAGUUAUCCUGCUGCCCUAACCAAGGCCACAGCGCCCACCAACAGACCCAAUAACAGGUCUGCUGCCAAAACACAGACCUGUGUGAAAACCCAAAGUCAAACACUGGAGCACAGUAACCAGAACACAGGGACACGUCUGCGCAGGAAGAAGUACAACAACAACCACGCCAACUGUGCGGCGGCUCUCCCUCCUCCGGCCAUGCAGAGGAAGCAGGAGAAGAACUGUGGUUCAGAGAAGAUCUCUGGAGGCGAAGCCUGCACCAGACCCCGACCCGUGUCAUUCCGGGCCAAACCAAACGCCUGGGCUCUGCUACGUGGACGCAACAAGAGCUACUCUCUGGGCCACUACUCCGGGGAGAAGGCCGCACAGAACCUCAGCAUGGUGCUAACGUCGGAAGUGGGCUGCUCCCUGCUGGACAUGGACACGGAGGGACAGAAGCGGGACUGCACCGUGCCGCUCUGCCGCAUCCAGAGCUCGCCGGGCCGGCCGUCGCUCUUCGAGCUGGAAAAGGAGUUCCUGUCUUGAAGCCUUGAUAUGAUUUUGUGUCCUACUGGCCAGUGUUCCGGGACAUGCAGACAGUUCAGAACCAGGUGACACUCGUCCCGGAUCAUGAGCUUUGCCUUAGAUCUAGAACAUGGCGACGUCCAGCGUGACCAAGCCUGUCUCACCGGAACUUGCCGGAGCGACGGCACCAGCUCCACUCUCCUCUCUGCUCGCACCGACUUCCUGUUCUAUGCUGUUCGCAGCUUUUGCAACACAGUACCUUCACCUUUUUAUUUAUAUAUAUAUUUUUAUAGGUAAUUUAAAAUGAAGAGACUUGUAGUAAGGACGUACAUUCCAAUGUCAAAGCUGUGUGAUUCUUCUUCUUCGAGAGAGAUCGUGAAUGUGCCUCCCGGAUGACAAAAAAGAGUUUGUAUAUAUUUCUUUUGACUUUGGCGGCCUUUUUUUAUGUUCUGUAAUGAUCGAUGCUGCGUUUGCUUCUACAAGCAAGAAGCCUUCUGAGGAAGAAGCGUGAACCUUCCUGCGUCAACCAUGACGUGACGUCGGCAUUCUUUUUUAACCCAGGUUCAGUGUGAAGCGGGUCGUCGCCACUUCUUCUGGUUUCACUUUGUCUUUCAGUCCAGUCUCUUUAAUACGGAAUGAUUCUCCUGGACGUAUUGACUCAUUUUAGAACAUUGUUUUUUAUGAUUUUGAUGAUUUGAUUCAAGAAAAAAGAGUGAAUUUUGUUCGGUACUUUGAAGCAUCAUUUUUGGUUUCAGUUUCUACUCUGUGAGGAAACAAGACGUUUCUAUGAGUUAUUCACAAGUUGAAAAAAAGAUGACACUAAUUUGAUCUCGAUAUUUUUGAAAAGAAAAUUUGAGGCAAAUUUGGUGGUCUAUUUUGAAAGUCUUGUUUGCACAUCUGUGGUUAUUUUUCAUGAAAUUCUUCAUGGAAGGAGCCUGAGUGGGAGAACCGUCUGUUCUCCUAACCGCUGUCUUAAACUUAAGACUCUAAAAAGAUUAUUUUUAUACUCAAAAGAACCGACUGACCUCCGCAGGCCUCUGGCUCGAACCCGCUGUUCUCUCGGCCCAUUUUUGUAUUCAGGCUUCAGCAAGUUCCUCGCAUGUUGUAAAUACCGUUCAUGAUGUUUUGUAUCUCUAUGGCAUUUUGUGAAGUGAGAAUGUGAAUGACCCCACUCCUGUCGUUUGUGAGGUUCUGUCCAGGCCCUAGUACCGAUGACGCCUUUGUUUACUAGCAGCAGCGCCACUGAAGGAUUCACCAUUCCAGUUACAAGUGAACUCUAACCAACCCUGUGCUGCCUGCGGGACCAAAUUUCGAAGUCAAAACCAGCACUAGAGACUCGUCUUCAGGACCAAAACCACUAAAUGUGACCAGCUGCUAAUGUGUGUGUGUGUCUGUGUGUGUGUGUGUUUUUGGGGUUGUGACAAAGAAACGCACCAAACCUUCGAAGGCCUUCUGAUCCCAUGACGACUUUUCCAAAACUGCCACGCUGUACGUGUCAGCCUUUUUUCUUACUACAGUAUUGGUUACAAGCCUGAUCGAUCAAGAGUUUCAAAAUUCUCAAUAAAGUCUAAACCAGACAAAAGUCAUUCUUGGUUUUUUUUUGUUUUUUUUUUACCUUUUUCUGUCCCCAGUUUUAGCAUACUAACUAACUGAUCUGUUAACUUUUACAGGUUGGUAUCUCCAUCGUCCAUCAGUGAACCAGGUUCCAUUUCACGAGUUUCACUCCUCAGCGGGUGCUGGUUAGGCGUCACCUGAUCACCGGCUGCUCAUGUUGUAACCCUUUGUUUGGGUCGAGAGGUCACCUUUCACCCGUCAGUGAUACGGAUC